Molecule: messenger RNA, 735 nt
Organism: Eubalaena glacialis (North Atlantic right whale)
Lineage: Eukaryota; Metazoa; Chordata; Mammalia; Artiodactyla; Balaenidae
Gene: CRYGS
Product: crystallin gamma S
Exons: 5
Coding region: 38-658 (206 amino acids)
Biological process (GO): visual perception; lens development in camera-type eye
Molecular function (GO): structural constituent of eye lens
Source: RefSeq, a predicted model, not a curated record
CUCAUCAAAACACUGGGCCCUGGAAACAUGAGGAUGAAUGCAAGAUGGUGCACAUGUUGAAACUAAACUGGGAAGCUAUUCCUGGAUUUCAGCACUGGGGAAACCAAUCUAUGCACCAAAAAUGUCUAAAGCUGGAACCAAGAUUACUUUCUUUGAAGACAAAAACUUUCAAGGCCGCCACUAUGACAGCGAUUGCGACUGUGCGGAUUUCCACAUGUACUUGAGUCGCUGCAACUCCAUUAGAGUGGAAGGAGGCACCUGGGCUGUGUAUGAAAGGCCCAACUUUGCUGGGUACAUGUACGUCCUACCCCGGGGCGAGUACUCUGAGUACCAGCACUGGAUGGGCCUCAGUGACCGCCUCAGCUCCUGCAGGGCUGUCCGCCUGUCUAGUGGAGGCCAGUAUAAGAUUCAGAUCUUUGAGAAAGGGGAUUUUAAUGGUCAGAUGUAUGAAACCACUGAAGAUUGCCCUUCCAUCAUGGAGCAGUUUCACAUGCGAGAGGUCCACUCCUGUAAGGUGCUGGAGGGUGCGUGGAUCUUCUACGAGCUGCCCAACUACCGUGGCAGGCAGUACCUCCUGGACAAGAAGGAGUACCGGAAGCCCAUCGACUGGGAUGCGGCUUCCCCAGCUAUCCAGUCUUUCCGCCGCAUUGUAGAGUGAUGAUACGGAUGCAGCCAUAAGCUUCUUCUUGGGGCCAAAUGCUGCCUGGCCUUGUCGUCCAAAUAAGCAUCAUAAAU